AUGGCGCCGUCCACCAGAACCCCCUCACCACCGAGCAACACAAGCAAGAGCAUCAGCUUCCGCAGCCUCUGGUCCGAUACCCAAUCCAACCUGACUCGCCUCCUCCGCGUCAACCUUCGCCGCAGCCCGCCGUCGUCGGGGAAGUUCACCGCGUCCGGGUCGAACAGCGCGAUCCGCUUCGAGAUCAGCCUGCCCCGGGGACCCGAGCGUCGAGCCCCGCGGCGCCGCCACAAGGAAAUCCUCCUCGCGGUCGUGUGUCCGCCCAUGGCAGUCUACCACAUGGAAAACAACCUGAAUGCCAGAGUAUGGUUGACGGUGGCGCUGACGCUGGGGGGUUGGAUUCCUGGCGUGGUCUGUAAGUGCGGACGGAGAUGA
Molecule: messenger RNA, 375 nt
Organism: Colletotrichum spaethianum
Lineage: Eukaryota; Fungi; Ascomycota; Sordariomycetes; Glomerellales; Glomerellaceae
Exons: 1
Coding region: 1-375 (124 amino acids)
Cellular component (GO): membrane
Source: RefSeq, a predicted model, not a curated record